This is a messenger RNA of Prunus dulcis (almond), 3588 nucleotides long. RefSeq names its product probable nucleoredoxin 1. The transcript is spliced from 4 exons. Lineage: Eukaryota; Viridiplantae; Streptophyta; Magnoliopsida; Rosales; Rosaceae. The coding region runs from base 1847 to 3283 and encodes 478 amino acids. The record is from RefSeq and is a predicted model, not a curated record. Gene Ontology annotation, molecular function: thioredoxin-disulfide reductase (NADPH) activity.
GUAUGUCCGAUAGUAAACAAAACGUCGAUGAGCUGGUCAACAGCGAACCCCACGACUUUUGCUCGCUGCUUUCUUCUUCCGAGAGGGACUUUCUUGUCCGCAACAAUGGUGAUCAGAGGACAAUCAACCUUCAACACCGAUGCACCCGUUGCAAUCAAACCCAGAAGAAAACUACAACAGUGGAAGAAAAUAUACUGUGGUUUACAAUCUGUAACCGAAGAAAAUAGUAUCUAAAAACUGAAGAUGAACAUAUAUGAGAGUUUCGUGGAGGUUAAUCAAAAUUUUUUAAAAAACAAUUUGUUUUUUCUUAGACCAAAGAAAGAAUCAGAGAAGAAUUAUUAGAUUCACACCCAAAGAAUAUUGAAGCGGAUGUUCAAUGAUGGGUUGGUCACACUUUUCGGAAUCGAUGACGCUAGGGUGUGUAAUUGAAGCCACACCUCCCUCCACUGCGAUGGAGAAUUGGAGGAGGAGGCAGCGGCUACAAGCUUCUUGAGCGACAGAACAAAGAAGAAAGAACGUGUUUUGCGCUGCUUCUUUAAUUAUUAUUAUUUUUUUUUUUCCCAGAAAACGUAGGGUAAGUUAAAAUAAUAUGAAUCUUUAUAUGGAUUUUUAAAUCAGUUUUUUCUAUAGAUUUAUAUGGAAAAUUUGUGAGAGUCGUGGAAUUAGAGUCAAUUUGGGGUCGUUGAAUUGGGUAUGUCGUCACACUGGUAGGUAGAUGUAUUUGCUGUUUAUGUCUAGUAAAUAUGGCAACGUUCAUAUAGUGUGGUUGGACAAAAUUUUUAAAAAAAAGAAAAAGAAAAAUAGUUUAAUUAAUCAAUAAAAAAAUUAGAAAGUAUAUAUAUUUACAAAAAUAAAGAAGGAUAUAUAUUUUUUGAAAAAUCUUUGCCUGUACGACCUCCUCCCCUCCCACCCAAUUUCACCACCACCCCAGCCCGACCCACUCGCCCCACCAACACCCACACCCCACCUUUUCCCUUCUCCUCUUCCAUCCUGUCAGAUGCUCUAACCUUCAAUUUCAUCACCUUCCGCCCUGAAAUCGCCAUAGGAGAUUAUGGGGAGUAUGGCUAAACCAACAAACACCUCAAUUGCCACCCCUUAUCUCUGUUUUGUGGUCACAAACCCACAAGCUACUCAAUGCAAACUCCACUACAAAAAUCAAGCUAACACGAACAAUACCCACAAACACAAUUAGAGUCAAUUUGGGGUCUUUGAAUUUGGUCUGUCAUCAUAGUGGUAGAUAGAUGUAUUCGCAACUAGAAAAUAAAUGGAGGUUGAGUUUGAGUGUCAUAAGAAAAACCAAGUUACUGUCUUCAAUUGCUCUGUUUGCAAGGUUUUGGAUUGGGUUAGGCUAAGUUCAUAUCAGGGAUGGGUGAAUUGUAUUCAGCAUUUGUUUGUGUAUAUAUGCUCAAUAGUUAUAUUGUUUUUAUGCAUAUAUGAAUUUGAAUUCUAAUCUGUUCGGAUAUGUGUACAAUGUAUUAAUUCGAAUCGUGGUUUAUUUAAAAGUAGUGAUUAGAAAAGUUCACUGAAAUAGUGGAAAAGAAGAUUGAUUUUUAAGAUGUAGAGGGGUUUGGAUCGAGCAUAGGCAUUGGUAGUCAUAUCUUAGGAUCCUGUGGGGAUAAUAUGAGAGAGAGGAAUCAUUUGUUAAAUUCUUGAUCAGAUUAAAGUUGAAAGCUUGAAGGGGAAAAAGCUUGGGUUGUACUUUUCUGCAUCAUGGUGCGGUCCAUGUCAACGGUUCACCCCUUCUUUAGUGGAGGCCUACAAUGAACUUUCUCCCAAAGGUGAUUUUGAGGUUGUAUUUAUCUCAGCUGAUGAAGAUGAUGAGUCAUUCAAUGGGUACUUCUCCAAGAUGCCGUGGCUUGCAAUUCCGUUUUCUGAUAACGAGGCACGUGAUCGCGUGGAUAAACUGUUCAAGGUCAGAGGGAUACCCCAUCUUGUGAUCCUUGGUGAAGAUGGCAAAGUUUUGAGUGAUAGUGGAGUUGAGAUUAUUAAGGAGCAUGGAGUAGACGGCUACCCUUUUACACCAGAAAAGAUAAAAGAACUAAAUGAUCAAGAAGCAGCAGCCAGAAGGGAUCAGUCCUUGAAAACGAUCUUGGUCUCUCGCUUACGUGACUUUGUAAUUUCAAAUGACGGAAAGAAUGUGCCUGUCUCUGAACUUGAAGGGAAGAUAGUGGGUCUCUAUUUUUCAUUGUCUGUAUACAGUCCAUGUGUUGACUUUACUCCAAAACUUUUGGAGGUUUAUGAGAAGCUAAAAGCAAAUGGAGAGAGCUUUGAGGUUGUGGUGAUACCACUUGAUGAUGAUGAAGAAUCAUUCAAGCAAGAUUUUAAGAACAUGCCUUGGUUUUCCUUGCCAAUCGGGGACAAAAAUAUUGGGAAGUUGGCUCGAUACUUUGAGCUUUCAACCUUACCCACUUUGGUUAUUAUUGGGGCAGAUGGUAAAACUGUUAGUAAGAACGUUGCUGAGGCCAUUGAAGAGCAUGGGGUUCUGGCUUACCCCUUCACCCCAGAGAAGUUUGCAGAGCUUAUUGAGAUAGAAAAGGCAAAGGAGAAAGCUCAAACCCUGGAGUCAAUUUUGGUAUCUGGGGAUCGAAACUUUGUCAUUGGAAAAGGUGGAACUGAGAUUCCUGUGUCAGAUCUGGUGGGGAAGAACAUCCUCCUCUAUUUCUCAGCUCAUUGGUGCCCUCCAUGCCGUGCCUUUCUACCAAAACUUGUUGAAGCCUACCACAAGAUUAAGGCAAAGGAUGAUGCAUUUGAAGUUAUUUUCAUCUCUAGUGACAGAGACCAAGGCGAUUUUGAUGAGUUUUUCUCUGGAAUGCCAUGGCUUGCUCUUCCCUUUGGUGACUUGAGAAAAGCAUCCUUGAGCCGCAAAUUCAAGGUGAAAGGCAUCCCCAUGCUCGUAGCCAUUGGUCCUACUGGCCAAACAGUCACAAAAGAAGCAAGAAACCUCGUUAUGCAGCAUGGGGCUAAUGCUUAUCCUUUCACUGAAGAGCGGCUGAAAGAGAUAGAAGCAGAGUAUGAGGAGAUGGCAAAGGGGUGGCCUGAGAAGUUGAAGAGUGCACAGCAUGAGGAGCACGAGCUCGCGCUUGCUCGCCGUAAAAAUUAUGUAUGCGACGGGUGUGGUGAACCGGGAGGGGCAUGGUCAUUCUACUGUGAGGAGUGUGACAUUAAUCUCCACCCAAAGUGUGCAUUGGAGGAAGAGAAGAGAACCAAAAGUGAUGCCAAGCAGGAACAGGAUCCUCCCCAAGAAGGAUUUAAGUGCGAUGGUAAUGUGUGUAAAAAAGCUUAAGAAGUAUGUGUGUGAUUUAAGGCUUAUGAGCAAAAGUGAUGCCAAGCAGGAACAGGAUCCUCCCCAAGAAGGAUUUAAGUGCGAUGGUAAUGUGUGUAGAAAAGCUUAAGAAGAAUGUGUAUGAUUUAAGGCUUAAAAUCUCAUAUGGAGAUUGUGUGUGAUUUAAGGCGUAAAAUCUCAUAUGGAGAUUAUUAGAGUUGUUUAUGUUGAAUAGUUUCUUUCUGUUGUGUCCCAAUGUAAUGUCUUGUCGUUUCAGAUGCUGCAGUGUUAUUAUAAGAUUUGAUGAGGUUGUGCAUUUACAUAAA